AUGUGUAUGAUGUCUGCUGGGAAGGCUGAAAUCAGUAGGCUGAACACGGUAGUGGAUGAGACAACAAAAGUUGUUCAAGAAUUAAAAAUUGAAUUUUCUAGAAGAAAAUCAUCACGUAAUUUGCAAGUUUCAAGUUCUAAAACUGAAAUUAGUACAAGUCCAUACAAAACUAGAGGCAAACAUACUGAACCAAUACCUCGGUCAAGCACUGAGAACAGAGACAAUGUUCAAGAUUCUGGUGUCUUUGUAACUGAAGAAGGUGAAUGUACAAGUAGUGUUCUUGCAGAAGAGCCACAACAAGAGGUGCUGGAGAUAGACCUUCUGGAAGCAGAGCUCGAGUCUGAACUGCAAAAGCUUUCUUGGUGCUCCACAGAAGCUUCUGGAUUUGAAGGAAAAAUAUCAGACAUUUGUGAGAAUGAAGAUGCUUCUUUCGAAGGAUUUUACAAACCAGAUGGCCAGACUUUUGAUUCUUGUCAAUUGAGUGGGGUGUUGCCAUCUGAACUGGAUCAGAAACUGUGCCAUUUGCUCAUCGAACAGCAAGAGAGCCCGAUUGUAGGGCUAGAGUCUGAACUGCAUUGGGCCCAAUCUAAACUCCAUGAGAAAGAAGCUGAACUCCAAGCAUUGAAGGACUACGUUAAGCGCCUUACGGAAUUUUCUCUGGCAACUGCCUCAGAUGAAGAAAGUGAAGCCCAGAAGGAAGAAGAGAAGAUUAUUGAUCAUGGGGAUUAUGAUAACAAGAUGGGACCUGAGUCAAAGAGAUCAGUGGUUGGGAUGAAAAGAUCAAUGGACUUUGAACCAUACAGUUGUGACAUGAAAUGAAAUGAUAAUCAUUUUAUAUCUAUCAAAAGCAAAGUGGGGAAAGGAUAGUAAACUGGCAAUCCUUGGAUGCCCUGAGAUUUCAUUCUGGGUAUACUUUUCAUAUGUGUGGGCCAUCCAUAACCAUUAAAUAUUGUAUCUAUGUA
Molecule: messenger RNA, 962 nt
Organism: Camellia sinensis
Lineage: Eukaryota; Viridiplantae; Streptophyta; Magnoliopsida; Ericales; Theaceae
Source: RefSeq, a predicted model, not a curated record